Molecule: messenger RNA, 1459 nt
Organism: Seriola aureovittata
Lineage: Eukaryota; Metazoa; Chordata; Actinopteri; Carangiformes; Carangidae
Exons: 4
Coding region: 27-818 (263 amino acids)
Source: RefSeq, a predicted model, not a curated record
CUCCACUGUUAUGUCAUUUUCCUGCAAUGGCUGCCCCCAUCGCUCUCAUUCAAGGCGCCAGCAGAGGCCUGGGGCUUGAAUUCUGCAAGCAUAUCUUGAAAAACAAAACCCCUGCUGCCGUUAUAGCGACAUGCCGAAACCCGGACGGAGCGGCCGAGCUGCGGAGCCUGACCGGUCAACACCCAGGCAGGCUGACGGUCCUCAGGCUGGAUGUGAACCGGGAGGAGGACAUCCGCGGAGCAGCGGAGCGAGUUAAGGAAAGCUUCGGUCGGCUGGAUUUGAUUGUCAACUCGUCGGCAAUGCUUCACCCCUCGGGGAAAGGAGAGACCAGCCUGAGAGAUGUUUCUGCUCAGGGCAUCAUUUCCACUUUGACAACCAACACAAUGGGUCCACUGGUUAUGGCAAAAUAUUUUGCGCCUCUCCUUCAGAAGGGUGGAGGUGGUUUCGGCCAACAGCCUGCAGAAAAAGCCAAGCAGCACAGUGGCAUCAUUGUCAACAUCACUGCCAAAGUGGGAUCCAUUGGCGACAACGGUCUUGGGGGUUGGUACAGCUACAGGAUGUCUAAAGCAGCUCUCAACAUGGCCACCAGGAAUCUGUCUAUAGAACUGGGCCGCAGUCGACCCAAGGUGGUGUGUGUGUCCUUACAUCCAGGAACAGUAAACACAGACCUCUCCCGGCCAUAUCACAAGAAUGUGCCAAAAGACAAGUUGUUCAGCACCGAACAAUCUGUCAGCUGUCUGAUGAGCAUCGUAGAUGCACUGAGUAUCGAAAAGACUGGCAAGGCUUACAACUGGGAUGGGACUGAACUUCCUUGGUAGAAUCAAUAAAUGGAAAGGAGGUCCCUGGUGGAGUCAGUCUAACCAGUCAAAAACAAACCUUUUCUACUACCUCACAACCAACCAAAGUGCUACAAUCACCUGUGACGCCAUCACAUGAAGGCCUUAUGUGGCUGAUGCAGCUGUAACUAUUCUAUUGACCUAAUGUAACAUGAGUGGGGCUCAUGUUGGCAGCAGAAAUAAUAUAUAAUCAUACCAAUCUUGAGUGUUUUCUGCAGUAUCAAGUGGUUUAUUUUAAAGGAAUAGUUUGACAUUUUGGGAGAUAUGUUUAUUCACUUCCUUUCCAAGAGUUAGAUGAUGAGAUUGAUCACACUCUUAUACGGUAUUUGCUCAUUCAGUAUGACGCUAGAAACAGGAGGUUAGCUUACCAUAAAGACGGGAAACGGCUAUCAUGGCUAAAGCUUACAAAUUAACAUGGUAUAUCUCGUUAGGUUAAUCUGUACAAAAACCCAACUAUAAAAAUGAAAAACUGGUUUUACAGUAUUGAUCUUCUCAUGUAAUGCUCAGCAACGAAGCAAAUGAAACCAAACCUAUUCCUUUAAGUGUGACAGGUAUAAACAACUUCAAUUAUUCCUUGGUGUCUUUCAUUUCUUAUUGUUGAAUAAAAUCACUUUUUGUCAUGA